Messenger RNA from Tripterygium wilfordii, 2234 nucleotides. RefSeq names its product ABC transporter G family member 15-like. The transcript has 9 exons. Gene Ontology annotation, molecular function: ATP hydrolysis activity; ATP binding; ABC-type transporter activity. Gene Ontology annotation, cellular component: membrane. The coding region runs from base 25 to 1986 and encodes 653 amino acids. The record is from RefSeq and is a predicted model, not a curated record. NCBI's taxonomy places the organism in Eukaryota, Viridiplantae, Streptophyta, Magnoliopsida, Celastrales, Celastraceae.
GAUGAUCAAACUUUAUCAGUGAAGAUGGAGAACUGGAGAGGCUUCGAGAGUAGUGAUGAUGGUGGUGGCCUGGUUAGGGGAAAGAAAGUAAACUAUUUGGUGUGGGAGGAUGUAACAGUGAUGGAUGGUUCAUCAAACAAGUUGCUAAGUGGACUUAGUGGGUAUGCACAAACUGAUCGAAUCAUGGCCAUAAUGGGUCCUUCUGGCUCAGGCAAAUCUACCCUACUUGAUGCUUUCGCUGGAAGGCUCUCUGGAAAUCUCUGGAUUACUGGGAAUGUUCUAUUGGAUGGGAGAAAGAGGAGAAAAAAUGACACAGAUAUUUCUUAUGUCACUCAACAAGAUGUCUUCUUGGGAACUCUCACAGUCAAAGAAACCCUAACUUACUCUGCCCAUCUGAGGCUUCCUUCCACAAUGACAAUGAAGGAGAGGAACAAGGUUGUUGAAGAUACCAUAACCAAGAUGGGUCUUGAAUACUGUGCUGAUACUAGGAUUGGAAACUGGAGUUCCAGAGGCAUAAGCAGUGGCGAGAAGAGGAGGCUGAGCAUAAGUGUCCACAUACUAACGCGGCCGCGAGUCUUGUUCCUGGAUGAACCCACCACUGGCCUGGACAGUGCUGCAGCUUUCUUUGUGAUUUGUACUCUGAGAAACAUUGCUUGCGAUGGAACUAUCGUCGUUUGCUCCAUUCAUCAACCGAGCAUCGAUGUCUUCCAACUGUUUGAUGAUUUGUUUCUCCUGGCAAGUGGAGAAACUGUGUAUUUGGGGGAGGCAGAGGCAGCUCUAGAGUUCUUUGCAGAAGCAGGGUUUCCUUGUCCGGUAAAAAGAGAUCCUGCUGAUCAUUUCCUUCGAUGUAUAACAUCCCACUUCAACAAAAUAAUUGCAACUCUGAAGCAAGUAAACAAAGAUACUGGCGGUCCGAGCACAUCAGAUACUUCACAGCCUAUGACAACAGCAGAGAUCAAAGCAAUACUGAUAGAUAACUACAAGUUUUCCAAGAAUGCAACAGAUGCAAGAAAAAUGAUUCAACAAAUAUAUAUCACUGAAGAAGAUGACAGUGAAUCAAACAAUAUUAGCUACCCCAGCUGGUGGAGACAGCUAUGGACAUUGACAUGCCGUUCUUCCAUGAACAUGUCAAGAGAUAUUGGGUACUAUUGGUUACGUAUGGCUUUCUAUGUACUCGUAUCGAUAUCUGCAGGGACUUUGGAGUUUGACGUAGGGACAGGAAGCCAAGCACUUGCUUCGAGAGGGAGGAGCUGCGGGUUUAUCUUCGGCAUCAUGAUCUGCUUAUCAAUUGGGGGAUUACCAUUCUUCACAGAGGAAAUAAGGGUUUUCACUCGCGAAAGGUUUUCCGGGGACUAUGGAGAGGCUGUCUAUGUAGUAUCCAACUUCAUCUCAUCAUUGCCUUUCGUGGUUGCCAUAUCUCUCUCUUCAGCAACAAUACUAAACUAUAUGGUGAAGUUUCAUCCAGGUUUCUCUCACUACUUGUAUUUCUGUAUCGUUCUCUUCUGCAGCAUUGCCAUUACAGAGGCCUGUAAUUUGGUAAUUGCUGCACUAAUACACAAUCCUCUAUUGGCAGCCGGAAUUUCAGCCAGCUAUGGUGCUUUCAUGAUGAUGGCAUCUAAUGUUUUCAGACCAGUUUCUGAACUUCCUAAGAUAUUUUGGCGCUACCCAGUUUCAUACAUCAGCCAUACCCAAUGGGCAGUACAGGGUCAGUUCAAGAAUGACAUGAUUGGACUUCAAUUCGACCCUCCAGUGCCUGGACUACCAAAGCUUCAAGGGGAAACAAUUCUCCAGAAUUCCUUGGGGAUUAACCCAAAUAUUUCAAAGUGGUGGGAUGUCAUGGCUCUCUUAGCUGAGAUAAUAUGCUACAAAUUACUCUUCUACAUGGCACUACGGUACAAGGAAAGGGUGUCAUCACUAUUUCAUAGCUUAUGUGCCAAGAAAACUAUCCUACAACCUGCUCAAAGACCUUCCUCCAGUAGGGAGUGAAUCACCUUCUCAUUGGGAUGCCAUGCUAGAAACCGGGCAUAUUUAAUUAAAUUAAACUAAAUUCACUAGAAUUGGAGCAAUUCAGUUCAUUCACUAUCAAAUCACUAGAUCAUUCACUAUCAAAUCACUAGAAUUGGAGCAAUUCAGUUCAUUCACUAUCAAAUCAUAGCAUAUGUAUGUUGCCUUAUCAUCCAAUUUUGGAGGAGACAGUUUCAAUAAAAUAAAUGCAACACAGGCAUCUGUGUACU